AAAACGACCUAAGCAAUUGAAGAAAAGUCGGAAAAUUCAAUAGGUGAAGAAGUGUAUAAUUGCAAUAAUAACAAUAAAAAUAAAUAAUUCUUAGAUUGCAAAAAAAGUGCAAUUUCUUUAAAGAAAUUAAAUAUUUUAGUAACGGAAGCAAUUAGAAGCAACAACAAUAAUUUAAGUAAUAAAUACCCAUACUCACAUAAACAACUAUCAAAAUAUUAACACACAAUGCCAUCUUGUGGUGGUCCUGUGUAUCAACCCACAACGGUCUCCUAUGAGCCUCGUUCAGGUGGCGGUAAUGGUUCAGGGGGUGGCCUAGGAUUUUUAGGGCCAGCAUCUUCAAUUGGAGUUGAUUCACCUUUGCGCAUAUUUCGCAAACCUAAACCUCAGUUAGCACUGCUCUUGUUUGCUUUAAUAUCCUUGGCCGCCGGAAUUGCAAUGCUGGCUAGCGGUGCAGCCGACUGGAUUGAAGACCAACAACAGCAACAACAGGCUCCCAUUGAACAAACCACUGACGAUGAAGUAAGUGAAACUCAAACCGAAGCUAUGAGCCCCUGUGUCAACAUACCAUUGGGCAUACUGUUGGGUGGCGUAUUUAUGACUUGUCUGGGCAUAGUCGGAAUGGGACUCUAUUUAAAAGUUGCUGACUGGCGCCGCAACUGCGUGUGUCCCUGCCCGUGUCCAUUUUUCGACAAAAAACAGUCGUUGGCUCGUCAAUUGCAAUGUCAAAAUGUUGAUGGCGGUUGUGGCCAGGGCAUUAUGGCCUUGAAUCCUUCCACAGAUCCAUUAGUAUCGCACACACAGUAUGCUCCUGUUUCGGAGUUGCCCUCGUUGCGUGCCGAUGAUGAAGAACGCCGUAAUUUAAUGCCCGAUAAUAAGGAUUGUCUCAGCAGUGCUGAAGAAUCUGAUCGCAUGCUUGAACCAGAUCCAAGAAUUGUUUUACGUCCUGUCGGUCGUGUUGCAGAUGCUUAAAUGAUUAUUAAUAACCAUAAUAAUGAAUUCAAAUAGCAGCGAAUGAAAA
Molecule: messenger RNA, 1018 nt
Organism: Calliphora vicina (urban bluebottle blowfly)
Lineage: Eukaryota; Metazoa; Arthropoda; Insecta; Diptera; Calliphoridae
Exons: 4
Coding region: 226-969 (247 amino acids)
Source: RefSeq, a predicted model, not a curated record